Molecule: messenger RNA, 1222 nt
Organism: Theobroma umbraticum
Lineage: Eukaryota; Viridiplantae; Streptophyta; Magnoliopsida; Malvales; Malvaceae
Product: 1-aminocyclopropane-1-carboxylate oxidase homolog 1-like
Source: RefSeq, a predicted model, not a curated record
GCUAAAUUUAGGAAGGAAAUAAAAAUUCUCUUUAUUUGCUAAAACAAGAAAAAUCUGCUUCCUACUCUUUCUAUUUUAAGUAUCACGAUUGUCUGAACAAGAACAAGAAAUGGUGACAGCCAAAUCAUCAAACCCUGAUCAGUUUGAUAGAGCAAGUGAAUUGAAAGCUUUUGAUGACACAAAAGCUGGAGUUAAAGGCCUUGUUGAUGCUGGAAUUACUGAGGUUCCUCGAAUAUUUCAUCAACCACCAGAUAAAAUUCAGAAAACCUCAGUGUCAGGUGAUACCCAGUUCAGUAUUCCUGUUAUAGACCUUGAAGGAGUGAAGAAAGAUCCAAUUACUCGAAAGGAAAUAGUGGAAAAAGUUGGGAACGGGUCAAGGAAAUGGGGAUUUUUCCAAGUGGUCAAUCAUGGAAUUCCAGAAAGCGUUUUAGAGGAGAUGAAGGACGGUAUAAGGAGGUUUUUUGAGCAAGACCUUGAGGUGAAAAAGCAGUGUUACACUCGAGAUUAUUCGAAACCGGUGGUGUAUAAUAGCAAUUUUGAUUUGUAUACUGGUUUAGCAGUCAAUUGGAGAGAUUCAUUUUUCAGCCUUAUGGCUCCUAAUCCUCCUAAGAUGGAAGACUUGCCAGCAGUUUGCAGGGAUAUAAUGGUGGACUACUCAAAACAAGUACAAAAUCUGGGUUAUUUACUGCUGGAGUUACUUUCGGAGGCUCUUGGGCUGAAACCUGACCACCUGAAAGACAUGGAUUGUGGCAGGGGGCUUGCUAUGCUAUGUCAUUGCUAUCCCGCAUGUCCACAGCCAGAAUUGGCUUUGGGCAUAAGUAAGCAUGCAGACAAUGACUUUGUCACGGUGCUUCUACAAGAUCAUAUUGGUGGCCUCCAAGUACUUCAUGAAGAUAAGUGGAUUGAUGUACCUCCUACUCCUGGGGCUCUAGUGAUCAACAUUGGAGAUCUUUUGCAGCUAAGCCCUUCACUUAUAUCCAACGACGUUUAUAAAAGUGUCGAGCAUAGAGUACUGGCAAAUUCAGUGGGACCUAGAGUAUCAGUGGCAUGUUUCUUCAGCACUUCUGUAAUGUCAAGGCUAUAUGGACCGAUUAAGGAAUUGUUAUCAGAAGAGAAUCCUCCAAAAUACAGGGAAACCACAGUGAGAGACUAUGUUACCUACUCCAACGGAAGAGGUCUUGAUGUUGCUGGUACUUCUCCCUUGCUGCAUUUCAGGUUAUGA